AUGGCGGGGUUUCCGGGGCAGGGCUACCCUGGCGCGGGCCAGGCCGGGCCCUACUCCGGAGGCCCCUACGGCGGCGGCGCAGCCCCCGGGCAGCCCUACGGAGCGCCCCCGGCGGGACCCUACGGAGGAGCCGCUCCUGGAGGCGGCGCUCCGCAGGGCGUGGAUCCCGAGGCCUUCGCCUGGUUCCAGGCGGUGGACGCUGACCGCAGCGGUUACAUCUCGGUGAAGGAGCUGAAACAGGCGCUGCUCAACUCCAACUGGUCGGCGUUCAACGACGAGACCUGCCUGCUGAUGAUCAACAUGUUUGAUAGGAGCAGGUCAGGACGCAUGGAUGUGUACGGCUUCUCAGCCCUGCUGCGCUUCAUCCAGCAGUGGAAGAACCUCUUCCAGCAGUACGACAGGGACCAGUCGGGCUCCAUCAGCUUCAGUGAGCUCCAGCAAGCAUUCUCCCAGAUGGGCUACAACCUGAGCCCCCAGUUCAGCCAGCUGCUGCUGUCCCGUUACGCCCAGAGGUCCUCCAACCCCACCAUCCAGCUCGACCGCUUCAUUCACAUCUGCAUGCAGCUGCAGAGCCUAACAGAGGCCUUCCGUGAGAAGGACACGGGGAUGGCAGGCAACGUGCGGCUGGGCUACGAGGACUUCCUCACCAUGGUCAUGACUCGCAUGUUGUGAGGCCCGAGGCCAAGGGGGGUGGUGGCCGUCCUGCCCCUCGCUGUGCCCCCCGUGCUGCAGGAAGGAGCACAGGGCCCCAAGCCCUGCUGGCGGCUCCCUGCCUCCCAUUCCUCAUCCCUGCUGGAUGGCGGCGGGUGCCCUCUGUGCUGCAGGGCUGUGCCACAGUGUGUGACAACCAAACUGGGGCUGUCUGUGCCAUGCUGAGAUUCUGGGCCCAUGCCUCUGGGAGCGCCUGGAUCUUCUGCCAGCCUCAGAAUCAUAGCAAAAACCCGGGGCUUGCCUCGUGCUGUUGGCAGGCAGGAUUGGGUCCCCCAUUGCCAAUAUCUGUACUGAUUUCUUUCUGCCUGUGGAAGCCAAGCUUGGAAACGGUUUACAGCUAAUUUUUGUAGCUCUAAUAAAAGACCCCUGGCACCAUUUCCUGGCUGGUCUGUGGGGCUGCACGGCUCAGGGGAAUAAAUGCUGUCGUAAAUCUGAGAUACAGCACAAAGUGCAAAUCAUCACUGAAAAUGUUUGGGUUUUUUUUCUCCCCUGUGCCUCCAAAAUGACGUUUGUGUAGUUAUUCUUUUAAUUGGCCUUUAAUUGUGCACUGAACGUUUUGUGACGGCUGCGUUUCUUUCUGUGGGGACAGAGGAUUUUGUAUGAAAGGGUUAAAACAUUAUCUGGUGCUUUUAGGAGAAAUAACAGAACUUAUUUUUCUCAACUUUGGCCCCAGGUGGGACUUUUCUGAGCGCCAGUAACCGUUCCCAAAAUAUUUGGAGUUGUAUUCUGGUGAGUAAAGCCGUUCCUGCUCUAUUUUUGGAGCUGAUUUUUGUGCCUUUCCAGACAAGGCUGCGGCUCGGGCCAGCUGGCAGCAGGCGCACAGCAGGGUGUGUGAGUGUGAGCGUGCGCCCCUGCCGUCCCCGCACAUCGAUGUAUCCGCAUAUAUGUGUAAAUAUCGCUGUGUGCGUCGCGCCGAUGUUUACAUGGAGCUCUGUGUGUUACGGGCGGCGCUGCAGGCGUUGGGUGCAGGGCGGGCUGCAGCCACCAGGUGGCGCCGCACUCCGUGUUGGGGCCCCAGCCAGCGCUCGGAGACACGAGGAGGAAAAGGAAAACGGUGAAACAGAGAAAAUGCGGAUGGAAAGCGAUUCAGCCGAGGAGCCAAAGCGACGCUGAGGGCCUGCUGUGAUCCCCGGGAGCUCAGGGCGAGGUGAACUGCAUGGGUGCCACGAUUGGGUGCUGAGCAGGAGGGGUGCAGCAUCCCAGCGCCCCCCUGAGCUGGGCAGGGGGAAAGGUGAGAGUGGAGGUGUGGAUAUGAGCUGGGUGCGGGCGCAGGUAGGG
Molecule: messenger RNA, 1989 nt
Organism: Lagopus muta (rock ptarmigan)
Lineage: Eukaryota; Metazoa; Chordata; Aves; Galliformes; Phasianidae
Gene: PEF1
Product: penta-EF-hand domain containing 1
Biological process (GO): COPII vesicle coat assembly
Molecular function (GO): calcium ion binding
Source: RefSeq, a predicted model, not a curated record